This is a messenger RNA of Olea europaea var. sylvestris, 2177 nucleotides long. Its product is annotated as probable polygalacturonase. NCBI's taxonomy places the organism in Eukaryota, Viridiplantae, Streptophyta, Magnoliopsida, Lamiales, Oleaceae. The record is from RefSeq and is a predicted model, not a curated record. Gene Ontology annotation, biological process: carbohydrate metabolic process. The transcript has 5 exons. Gene Ontology annotation, molecular function: polygalacturonase activity. The coding region runs from base 474 to 1820 and encodes 448 amino acids.
UUCUUCACUUGCUCAUAGCUUCUCCUGCCCAAAAACUCUGCUUCUUGACACUCUCACCCUUAAUCUCUCUCUGUCUCUCUCUUUUCGGAGAAGACAAUCACUUACAGACAAAUCUCUGCUUUGACGAUUCAGGUGAUUUUCACCUCUUCACACACUGUAUUUUUUUUCCUACUUAUUUAUACACUUCUUUGUGUUCUUUUCCUCUUCCAUAUGAGUAACUACGUUUUUUCCACUUUUUGAAACAAUAAUUUUUCUGGGAUCUUUUUCCUAGUAUGAAUUUUAAUCUUCUUUAUUGCAAACGUAGAAGAUUCAUAUUUGGAGCUUUCUCUUUGUACAUCACUCACAAAACCGAUUUAAUUAGUGACAUUAUCCACAGAUUAUCACUAAAUACUUUGUGUUUAUAACUUGUUUUCACUCAUAGAAAGAGUAAUUCAUUUAAAAGUAAACCUUUUAAGCUAAAAUCAAAGUCCAAUAUGGGUCUUGAACCUCCAAUUUUCUUAUGCUUUUUGGUUAUGGCACUGUUAAUAAACUGCUCGAAUUUUGCCAAUGCCGAGUGGGCAACUUGCGCUGGAAUUGCACCGGUGAGGUACCGGAAUGACAAGAUAUCGAUAACGGAUUUUGGAGGGGUAGGUGAUGGGAGAACAUUGAACACAAAAGCAUUCAGAGCAGCUAUAUAUAGAAUUGGGCAUUUGAAGAGGAGAGGAGGCACACUGCUUUAUAUUCCUCCAGGGGUGUAUUUAACAGGACCCUUUAAUCUCACUAGCCAUUUGACUCUCUACUUGGCUAGAGGUGCUGUUAUCAAAGCCACUAAGGAUACCCGGCAUUGGCCAUUAAUAGCCCCGUUACCUUCUUAUGGUAGAGGAAGAGAACGACCUGGAGGAAGGUACAUUAGUUUUAUUCAUGGGGACAGGCUGCAUGAUAUAAUAAUCACAGGUGAGAAUGGGACAAUUGAUGGACAAGGUGACGUCUGGUGGAACAUGUGGAGGCAAAGAACCCUUCAGUUCACUAGGCCCAACCUUGUUGAAUUCAUGAACUCCAGAAGUAUAAUAAUUUCCAAUGUAAUAUUCAAGAACUCACCAUUUUGGAACAUUCAUCCUGUGUAUUGCAGCAAUGUCGUAAUUCACCACGUCACCAUACUGGCUCCGGCUGACUCUCCCAACACAGAUGGAAUUGAUCCAGAUUCAAGCUCCCAUGUCUGUAUUGAGGACUCCUACAUAUCAACUGGAGACGACCUUAUAGCAGUGAAGAGUGGGUGGGACGAGUAUGGCAUUGCAUAUGGUCGGCCUAGUCACAGCAUCACCAUCCGUAGGGUAACUGGAUCAUCACCAUUUUCUGGAAUCGCAGUUGGGAGUGAGACUUCUGGUGGCGUUGAAGAUGUUUUAGCCGAGCACAUAAACUUAUUCAACAUGGGAGUCGGCAUCCAUCUGAAGACAAAUGUAGGUCGAGGAGGAGUUAUACGAAACAUUAGAGUCUCCAAUGUCUACAUGGAGAAUGUAAGGAAGGGGAUAAAGAUCUCGGGCGAUGUUGGAGACCACCCUGAUAACAAUUUCAACUUAAACGCUCUUCCCGUGCUCAAGGAUGUCAAAAUUAAGGAUGUCUGGGGCGAAAACGUUCAACAGCCAGGUUUGAUUCACGGUCUGAAAAAUGCACCAUUUUCGGGGAUUUGUCUAUCUAAUAUCCAUCUCCGUGGUUCCCCUGGUCCGAGAAAUUUGCCCUGGCAAUGCUCUGAUGUAACUGGGGCUGCUAUUCAAGUUAGCCCAUGGCCAUGUUCUGAGCUCACCAGUCGGCCGCAACAUAGUGAAUGCUCCAGUUACUUUUGAAAUUCUUGUUCUAAUGAGCGUGUAGUAAUAUGAUGAUUCCGCCUUACAAGAGGAAAUAAAUUCAAGAAACGUCAAAUUACGUGCACAUUUUGGCUCGUGGAAUAAAUCUUCUUGGACAGGGCCGUUUCCAAACUUAGGUGCCCCCUCUUGGAGGACAGGCGCCCCCUCCAAUAGGGGCACCUAAUACGGACAGCGCUAACGUGGCCCUGUUCGUCCAGCAUUUCUAUUGGGUCGUGAUAUGAAUAUGAAGUUUUUCUCGGACCGCGCAAAUUUAUGAUGUUUUUGUAUUUAAAGUCGAACAUGAUGAUUGACUUGGACUAUUUUUCCGCUAUUUAUGAACACUCUUUUUUAUGCCCA